This is a messenger RNA of Drosophila obscura, 2588 nucleotides long. Its product is annotated as neuropeptides capa receptor. Gene Ontology annotation, cellular component: plasma membrane. The transcript has 10 exons. Gene Ontology annotation, molecular function: neuromedin U receptor activity. Gene Ontology annotation, biological process: neuropeptide signaling pathway. NCBI's taxonomy places the organism in Eukaryota, Metazoa, Arthropoda, Insecta, Diptera, Drosophilidae. The coding region runs from base 233 to 1699 and encodes 488 amino acids. The record is from RefSeq and is a predicted model, not a curated record.
ACCAUGCCUUUUAUCUCUCUAUCGCUUGACGGCGCAAAGUAAUCUGAAGGCACCUAAAAGAUACAGUGGCAGUUUCAUUACGAUAACGAAUAGGCGGAUCUCUCUCUCUCUCUCUAAAAUAUUCGCCAUAUGUGCUUUUACCCAAUUAAACUCAUUUCAACAGCCUCCGCUUUUGGAUGCGGAUACGGUUAGCACGGAGUGAAAACCAAAGCGCGUUUAUAUUGCCAGCAAGAUGGAAUCGGUCACGGAAUUGCCGUCGUUUCCAUUCCUGGAGCUCAAUAAUAGUAGUAUGGUGUUCAAUAAGAGUAUUGACAAUAUAAAUCAGAUACUGGCGACCAGCUUUAACAUGGCUCCGGAACAUGCCCUAGAGGCAGAGGAGUAUGGCUGCUUCACCGCCAACUGCUCACCUUCGGAAUACGUGGAAUUUGUUCUGGGCCCACAAACGUUACCACUCUAUAAGGCGGUUUUGAUUACUAUUAUAUUUGGAGCUGUUUUUAUAACUGGGGUGAUAGGAAAUCUUCUUGUGUGCAUAGUGAUAAUAAGACAUUCCACAAUGCACACGGCGACUAACUACUACCUCUUCAGUCUUGCCGUUUCUGAUCUGCUCUACUUACUCUUUGGACUACCCGCCGAAGUGUUUCUGUACUGGCACCAGUAUCCAUUUCUCUUUGGAUUGACCUUUUGCAAGAUACGAGCAUUCAUAUCUGAGGCUUGCACUUAUGUGUCGGUGUUUACGAUCGUUGCCUUUUCCAUGGAGCGAUUUUUGGCCAUCUGCUAUCCGUUGUACCUGUAUGCAAUGGUUGGGUUCAAGCGUGCCGUGCGGAUCAUAACAGCACUGUGGAUUAUAAGUUUUAUAAGCGCCAUACCGUUUGGUUUACUCACAGACAUUCAAUAUCUCAUUUAUCCACUGGAUAAUGCCCCCAUAGCGGACUCUGCAUUCUGUUCAAUGUCCCCAGAGAUUCCGAACAUCAUACCCAUAUUUGAGAUAUCGUUUUGUGUGUUCUUCGUGAUUCCCAUGAUCAUUAUCAUUUUGCUGUACGGGCGCAUGGGAGCUAAGAUACGAUCAAGAACCACACUAAAAUUGGGGGUUCGACAUGGAACCAUCAAUCAAGAAGCGAGAAACUCACAAAAGAAAAAAAAGACAGUCAUACGAAUGUUGGCCGCUGUGGUCAUAACAUUUUUUGUGUGCUGGUUUCCCUUUCACAUUCAAAGACUUUGGUACUUGUACGCAAAGAAUAUUGAAAAUUUUCAAGACAUAAACGAAUGGCUGUUCUCCAUUGCUGGAUUCGCAUACUACGUAUCAUGCACCAUUAAUCCAAUAGUAUAUAGUGUAAUGUCACGUCGCUAUCGGGUCGCAUUUAAAGAGUUACUUUGUGGCAAACCUGUGGGAGCCUACUACAACAGCGGAUUUGCAAGGGAUUGCUCGAGCUUUCGAGAGCCCACAACGGCCACAAGUCUGGGUAACAACAAGGGCUACGAUCGGGUUCAAUCUGUACACGUUCGAUCCAGCCAUUAUGAUAAUGCUAACGAAAGCUCUUCUAUGUCUUCGAAUAGAGUGCUAAUCAAGAAAACAUACAGCCUUCCUCUACCAAAGAAUGCAGACUCAACCGUAAUAAGCAGAACAGAUAUUGUGAUCGUACUUGAAAAUAGUGCAAGUGCCCGAACAGAUGGCGAAGAAUCAAAGGAAACUUGCAUUUAAAGACGUACGAUAUUAAGAUAAUUUAGGGUUACAAAUGUAAAAUCUGAGCUAACUUGCAAUUUGACCUUUUUUAAAUCUAAGGGAUUGGGAAACACCUCCACAUGAUUUUAACAUGGAAUAUGCUCACAAACACUGAAAUUCAUAUCAAGAACCUCCUAUGUAAUAUUUUCUAUGAAUAAGCAAUUAUAUUAGCACAUAAAUGAUUUUUAAGAAUACAAUAUUUAUUUAGUUUUGAAUAUGGAAUUAUUAUAGACAUCAUGAGGAAAAAAACUUCGUAGUUCCUAUACUCUCGUGCGUAGUGUAGAGAAUGACCAACAUCUUGUGCUCUUUAAUCGAGAUAAACUUUUCGUUGAUGUGGUUUUUAAGAUGCAGAUAAUUAUCAUAUUUCAAAAACCAAAACUAACAGGCCUUUUAUCAAUGAACACAUUAACGAUUUACAGUUUCUAAGAUGCUUUGCAUGACAAUGACAGAAACCAGCGCUUUUAUUUUGAUAUCUCAUACAUAUGUUGUUCUCUUGAAAGAAACCAAUGCCAAAAUGCCAAACCAAAGCGAAAGUCGUACCAUUAUAAUCUAUAAUUAUAGUUCAUUUUCAUUUUCAUUAUCUUACGCUAAAAGAAUGCAUAAAUUAUCGAAAACUUAAAUAAAUGAAAUGGAAAUGAAAAACUUGUAAACUCUCAACUGAGUACAAAUAUUCACUGAUUAGCUGAAACCUGUACUCGUUUGACUCCAGUUAUGAACACAAAUGAAUAACCUUUGAUAUAUGUAACUUUCUCCUACAAGACGAACAAUUACUAAAUAAUGAAUAAUAUUUACAGCAUAUUCAUUUGUAUAUUGUUGAUGUAGGUUCUCAUGCAUUACGUUUAACAAAAAUAUACAAUAAAAUACACUU